GUACUGUGUGCAAAAAACUUGGUGAAAAAGGAUUUUUUCCGACUUCCUGAUCCCUUUGCUAAGGUUGUGGUGGACGGAUCUGGCCAAUGCCAUUCUACAGAUACUGUGAAGAAUACACUUGAUCCAAAAUGGAAUCAGCAUUAUGACCUAUAUAUUGGGAAGUCGGAUUCAAUAACGAUCAGUGUGUGGAAUCACAAGAAAAUUCAUAAAAAGCAGGGAGCUGGUUUUCUGGGUUGUGUGAGGCUUCUUUCAAACGCAAUCAACCGCCUUAAAGACACUGGUUAUCAGAGAUUGGAUCUGUGCAAGCUUGGGCCAAAUGACAAUGAUACUGUUAGAGGACAGAUAGUAGUAAGUCUUCAGUCCAGAGACCGAAUAGGCACAGGAGGACAAGUUGUGGAUUGCAGUCGGUUAUUUGAUAAUGAUUUACCGGACGGGUGGGAGGAGCGGAGGACUGCUUCUGGAAGGAUCCAGUAUUUAAAUCAUAUUACACGAACAACUCAGUGGGAGCGACCAACACGGCCAGCGUCCGAAUAUUCCAGUCCAGGCAGACCGCUGAGCUGUUUUGUGGACGAGAACACUCCAAUCACAGGAACGAACGGUGCUACCUGUGGGCAGUCGGCAGAUCCCCGGCUGGCGGAGAGGAGAGUCAGGUCACAGAGGCACAGAAAUUACAUGAGCAGGACACACUUGCACACUCCACCCGAUCUACCUGAAGGAUAUGAGCAAAGGACGACUCAGCAAGGCCAGGUCUACUUUCUGCAUACUCAGACUGGUGUUAGCACGUGGCACGAUCCAAGAGUACCUAGGGAUCUUAGCAACAUCAAUUGUGAAGAGCUUGGUCCACUGCCUCCUGGAUGGGAGAUCCGCAAUACAGCAACAGGCAGAGUUUAUUUUGUUGACCAUAACAACAGGACAACGCAGUUUACAGAUCCACGGCUAUCUGCUAACUUGCAUUUAGUCUUAAACCGCCAGAAUCAACUUAAAGAUCAGCAACACCAGCAGCAGCAGCAGGUAGUGUCCCUGUGUCAGCUUCCAGAUGAGGCAGAGUGUCUGACUGUGCCAAGGUACAAGAGAGACCUGGUGCAGAAACUCAAGAUCCUGAGGCAAGAGCUGUCACAGCAGCAACCUCAAGCUGGCCAUUGUCGUAUUGAGGUCUCCAGGGAAGAGAUUUUUGAGGAAUCCUACAGGCAAGUCAUGAAGAUGAGGCCAAAAGACUUGUGGAAACGAUUAAUGAUAAAAUUUCGUGGGGAGGAAGGCCUUGAUUAUGGAGGUGUUGCCAGGGAGUGGCUCUACCUCUUGUCCCAUGAGAUGUUGAAUCCGUAUUACGGUCUCUUCCAGUAUUCCCGAGAUGAUAUCUACACACUGCAAAUCAACCCAGACUCUGCAGUCAACCCGGAACACUUAUCGUAUUUCCAUUUUGUUGGACGGAUAAUGGGGAUGGCUGUGUUUCACGGACACUAUAUCGAUGGGGGCUUCACGUUGCCUUUCUAUAAGCAGUUGCUAGGGAAGCCAAUUACUUUGGAUGAUAUGGAAUUGGUUGACCCUGAUCUUCAUAACAGCUUGGUCUGGAUACUUGAGAACGAUAUCACCGGAGUCCUGGACCAUACGUUCUGUGUGGAACACAAUGCAUACGGGGAAAUUAUUCAACAUGAACUGAAACCCAAUGGCAAAAGCAUCCCUGUGACAGAGGAAAACAAAAAGGAAUAUGUCAGACUUUAUGUAAACUGGCGAUUUUUACGAGGAAUUGAAGCUCAGUUUCUGGCUCUGCAGAAGGGAUUUAAUGAAGUAAUCCCACAACAUCUGCUGAAGACAUUCGAUGAGAAAGAGUUAGAGCUCAUCAUUUGCGGACUGGGAAAAAUUGAUGUUAAUGACUGGAAGGCAAAUACUAGGUUAAAACACUGUACCCCGGACAGCAACAUCGUGAAAUGGUUCUGGAAAGCUGUGGAGUUUUUUGAUGAGGAGAGGAGGGCGCGCCUUCUGCAGUUUGUGACCGGCUCCUCCAGAGUGCCUCUGCAGGGCUUCAAGGCAUUGCAAGGUGCUGCAGGCCCACGACUAUUUACGAUACACCAGAUCGACGCCAGCACUAAUAAUUUGCCGAAAGCUCAUACCUGCUUUAACCGAAUAGACAUUCCUCCUUACGAAAGCUACGACAAGCUGUACGAGAAGCUGCUAACUGCCAUUGAAGAAACGUGUGGGUUUGCUGUGGAAUGA
Messenger RNA from Eurypyga helias (sunbittern), 2211 nucleotides. RefSeq names its product SMAD specific E3 ubiquitin protein ligase 2 (gene SMURF2). Lineage: Eukaryota; Metazoa; Chordata; Aves; Eurypygiformes; Eurypygidae. Gene Ontology annotation, biological process: ubiquitin-dependent protein catabolic process; negative regulation of BMP signaling pathway. The record is from RefSeq and is a predicted model, not a curated record. Gene Ontology annotation, molecular function: protein binding; ubiquitin protein ligase activity. The transcript has 18 exons. The annotation marks the transcript as partial.